AUGCCCGUAUUACGCUCAGCCUCGAAAGCGUCUAAAGCCUCUGAAAGCGACACCAUGCAGAAGUCACUUGGUACUGCAGCGCGUCUCUCGCUCGACAGCGCGGUGACACUUCGAUCAGGACACGCCAUGCCCCGCCUAGGGUUUGGCGUGUACCAGGCCCGUGGUGACGAGUGCAAGAACUCUGUCACCACCGCUAUCAAGGACGGCUACCGCCACAUCGACAGCGCCCAGGCGUAUAAGAACGAGAAGCUCGUCGGUGCCGGCGUGACCGCGUCAGGUGUUCCGCGCUCGUCCAUCUUUCUCACUACAAAGUUUAUGCCGGGCCACAGCGUGCCCACCGAAGACGAGGUGUACGAGCACCUCACGCGCUCCCCGAGCCGUAUCGACCUCAGCGCCGCCGCCGAAGGCCGGGAGGCGUACAUUGACCUCAUGCUCAUCCAUGCCCCGCGCCCCAACGAAGCUGCGCGUACUGUCCACUGGGCCGCGCUCGCGCGGGCCCAAAAGGAGGGCUGGAUCCGGGACAUUGGUGUGUCCAACUUUGGCGUCAAGCACCUGGCGGCGCUGCCGGGCCCCAUCCCGGCCGUCAACCAGAUUGAGCUGCACCCGUGGUGCCAGCAGCGCGACAUUGUAGAGUACUGCCAGGACAAGGGCAUUGUCGUGCAGGCCUACUGCCCCAUUGCGCGCGCCGAGCCGGGCAAGCUCAGCGACCCGACGCUCGUGUCCAUUUCGGAAAAGCACGGCAAGAGCGCGACGCAUGUUCUCCUCCGGUGGAGCCUGCAGAAGGGGUUCGUUCCCCUGCCCAAGUCGGUCACGCCGGCGCGUAUCAAGUCCAACGCCGAAGUGUACGACUUUGAGCUUGACGCAGACGACAUGGCGCGCCUGGACGCGCUGGACCAGGGCCGUGCCGGAUGCGUCUCGUGGAACCCCGUCGACACCGAGUGA
This is a messenger RNA of Apiotrichum porosum, 942 nucleotides long. RefSeq lists its product as uncharacterized. The record is from RefSeq and is a predicted model, not a curated record. The transcript is spliced from 5 exons. Gene Ontology annotation, molecular function: oxidoreductase activity. Bases 1 to 942 code for a protein of 313 amino acids. Lineage: Eukaryota; Fungi; Basidiomycota; Tremellomycetes; Trichosporonales; Trichosporonaceae.